AUGACAGGCUCACUCUCGUGCCUGGCGGCGGUAAGGGAGCACAUCUGCUCAACGCCGUCCUUCAAGACGACGCUGCGCGACGUCGGCGACAUCUGGCCCGACAUCUGGAGCGAGUGCAGGCGCAUCGGCGUCGUCAGGUGCCUGCCGGAACUGGCCCUCGGCCUCGUCGUAACCGUUGGCAUGCUGCUGCUCGCCCUCUUCGCGCAUGUCUGGAAGCUCGUUGACCACACCAUCCUGCCCAUCAUCGAUCCCUGGUCGCUGUACCACGAGGAGCGCCGCGAGUACAGGCGCCGCGACAGGGAGUUCGCGAGGCGCUUCCUCGCCCGGCGCGAUGCCGUCACCAUUUGCGCCCGGUCGAGGAGGACCUCUAGGAGGAAGUCUGACCUGUUCUUUGAUCGUCUGCCGGCUGAGAUCCGGCGCCUCGUUCUGAUUGAAGCGUUCGGCCAUCGCACGCUGCACAUGAAUCUGGAGUUCCAGCACCCCUUCCACCUCGUGGAUGCGAAAUCCGACGACUUAUCCAACACCCACGCCGGGAUCGAGUACAGCGCCGUCGCCACCGCCGACGGCUCCAUGACCGGUCCUCCGUCUCAUCUCCUCACCGGCGAGGCCAGGCAGUGGACGUGGUUUGGGUGCGUGUGUCAUCGCAUCCCACCCACAUGCAGCGCCUUGUCCUACGGCAGACGACGCAGCUGGCCCAUCGGCCACGGCAUCGCGUCUGAGCCGAAUGGGGAUUGCUGUCUCGAGGGCGCAGGGACAUGCAAUGAGUGGCCGGGAGAGUGGCCCGGCAAAUGCCAGAUUGGGGCUCUGGGCUGGCUACUGUCCUGUCGUCAAGCAUAUCUAGAGGGCAUGGACGUGCUAUACAGAACAAACACCAUCCACAUCGCGUCCGCCCCCCUCCUUCAUCACUUACCGGACAUCAUGACGCCGAGUGUUCUAUCUCAUAUCACUUCACUAGAACUUGUCUGGAAUGCAACCCAGGUUCCUCUCACCCUCGGCUUCACGGGCCAGGCAGCAUCCAAAUUUCACAAACGCCAGACAGAACCUCUGUUCCCCUCCCUGCAGGUCCUCCGCAUCACCUUUGCCAGCUUAACCUGGGGUGAACUGGACGCCGCAACAGGUCUCAACUGGCCGUACAGGAGCAAGGACACAUUGGCAUCACGAUUGCAAACCCGCCUGUUCCCGGACAUCGACGCACUCCUCGACAGGAUCGUGCCGCCAUCCACAGACGUCACCAUCUCGUGCCCCAAAUGGAUAUGGUACGAGGUGACCGACCUCGCCCUCGUCGAGAAGCAGGGCAAGGAGGCAACCAAACCGCAGCGCGCAGACAUCGAGGGCCUCAAGUGCUGGCGGGAGACACCUUCCGCAGCCACUGGCAGCGACAAGGGGCUAGAAGAAGCGUCGGGGUCGCCGUUUCGAGCGGGAUUCUGGGUUCACAUCCCCGUCGAAGAUGUCAACCUCGGCACCGGAAGGAAUUACGACUGGAAGCGCGAUCAAUUAUACGGUCUUGAACAAGUGCGCUUCCGAUACCCCGUCACAUGA
Molecule: messenger RNA, 1539 nt
Organism: Clonostachys rhizophaga
Lineage: Eukaryota; Fungi; Ascomycota; Sordariomycetes; Hypocreales; Bionectriaceae
Source: the annotation of a GenBank genome assembly